CAGGAAGUGUUGUGACUUGCUGCUUAGAAUUACAAUUGUCGGAGGAAUGCUGGCCUUCCAGAUUAAUUUUCUGGGCGUGGGAGAAAGUUCCACAUUGCGUUAGGGCUACGCGAGAGAUCAAGUCUGCUUUCCUCAGAAAUCCCAACAGGGCAAGGACCUGAUCCCCUCCACACUUACGAUCUCCAGUGGCUGCAGCUCUGCUUCUAUGCAUUCCUGGCCCAGAGGGUGACCCUGUUACACAAACUAGAACACUGCCCUUCUUGUAGUGCAUGAAAUGGCCAACGUUACACAAAUAUCCAAGGAUGAACUAGAAGAACUCAGAGAGGCCUUUGCCAAAGUGGACCUCAACAGCAAUGGGUUUAUCUGUGACUAUGAACUGCACGAACUCUUCAAAGAAGCCAACCUGCCUCUUCCUGGCUACAAAGUGAGAGAGAUCAUUCAGAAACUCAUGAUUGAUGGUGACAAAAACAAAGACGGAAGGAUCAGCUUUGAAGAAUUUGUUUAUAUCUUUCAAGAGGUGAAGAGCAGUGACAUCGCUAAAACAUUCAGAAAAGCCAUCAACCGGAAAGAAGGCAUUUGUGCAAUUGGUGGAACAUCUGAGUUGUCUAGUGAAGGCACCCAGCACUCUUACUCAGAGGAAGAAAAAUACGCCUUUGUGAACUGGAUAAACAAAGCCUUAGAAAAUGACCCAGAUUGCAGGCAUGUCAUCCCAAUGAACCCAAAUACAGACGAUCUCUUCAAAGCUGUUGGGGACGGGAUUGUUUUGUGUAAAAUGAUCAACCUUUCUGUUCCCGACACAAUUGAUGAAAGAGCAAUCAACAAGAAAAAGCUGACACCAUUCAUAAUUCAGGAGAAUUUGAAUUUGGCUCUGAACUCCGCCUCUGCCAUUGGGUGCCACGUGGUCAACAUUGGAGCAGAGGAUUUGAGGGAAGGGAAGCCACACCUGGUCCUGGGACUCCUGUGGCAGAUUAUCAAGAUCGGCUUGUUUGCAGACAUAGAACUCAGUCGAAAUGAAGCUCUGGCUGCUUUGCUUCGAGACGGGGAAACCUUAGAGGACCUUAUGAAAUUGUCUCCGGAAGAACUGCUCCUGAGGUGGGCGAACUUUCACUUAGAAAAUGCCGGGUGGCACAAGAUCAAUAACUUCAGCUCAGAUAUCAAGCUUACUGACUUCAAUAACUCUGUUAAGGACUCCAGGGCAUAUUUCCAUCUCCUCAACCAAAUUGCACCCAAAGGGCAGAAAGAAGGAGAGCCUCAGAUUGAUAUUAACAUGUCUGGCUUUAAUGAAAAAGAUGACUUGAAGAGGGCGGAGUGCAUGUUGCAGCAGGCAGAUAGGCUGGGCUGCCGGCAGUUUGUUACUCCAGCGGACGUUGUCAGUGGCAACCCUAAGCUGAACUUGGCCUUUGUGGCAAACUUGUUUAACAAAUACCCAGCCCUCACCAAGCCUGAGAACCAGGACAUUGACUGGACCCUGCUGGAAGGUGAGACCCGAGAAGAGAGAACAUUCCGCAACUGGAUGAAUUCCCUUGGCGUCAACCCACACGUCAACCACCUCUACGCAGACCUGCAGGAUGCAUUGGUGAUCUUACAGCUCUACGAAAGGAUCAAAGUUCCCGUAGACUGGAAUAAAGUCAACAAGCCCCCCUAUCCAAAACUUGGGGCAAACAUGAAAAAGCUAGAAAAUUGCAAUUAUGCUGUAGACUUGGGGAAGCACCCAGCGAAGUUUUCCCUGGUUGGCAUUGGCGGGCAGGAUCUCAAUGAUGGGAACCAGACCCUCACACUGGCUUUGGUGUGGCAAGUGAUGAGAAGGUAUACCCUGAAUGUUCUUGAAAAUCUUGGGGAUGGCCAGAAGGCCAAUGAUGACAUCAUAGUUUGCUGGGUGAACAGGACCUUGAGAGAAGCGGAGAAGUCGAGUUCCAUUCAGAGCUUUAAGGACAAGUCAAUCAGCAGCAGCUUGGCAGUCGUGGAUUUAAUUGAUGCUAUUCAACCUGGUUGUAUAAAUUAUGACCUUGUAAAGACGGGAGAUCUGUCGGAGGAAGACAAACACAGUAACGCCAAGUAUGCUGUGUCAAUGGCUAGAAGAAUUGGCGCCCGAGUAUAUGCUCUGCCUGAAGACCUUGUAGAAGUGAAGCCCAAGAUGGUGAUGACGGUGUUUGCCUGUUUGAUGGGCCGAGGAAUGAAGAGAGUUUAAAACCAAGUUCUACACCAAAGCACCCAAGCCUCCCACUCCUCGGCUCGUGUCUUGCAAGAUCAGCUGUUUUCAGGCUGAAAUGCUGUCAGCCCUAAAGAACUGUCCAAGUGGUUGUUUAUUUUGUUUUGUUUGUCUUUAAGAAAAGGACUCUGCGUUAUGCUUUGCAAGGCAGGAAUGCAAUGGGGAUUUCUGAGGAGGGGGAGAGUGCUGUCUCACAGAACCUCUCCUUCUGUGGCGUUCCGAGUUGCAUUGACACUUCGUUGGGCUUGUCUUCUCAUGUGCCCAGGGAACUGCAUCCAGAUCAGAACAGCUUCCUGGAGCAGUUUGUCAGAAUAGUGCCCAAAGCUUCCUGUCCCCACCCCCAGAUGCUCAGUUCUCUGGCGGGUUGCUGGAGGUGGCUGGCACCACUGUUUAGAAUGACACAUCUCGCUCUUCUAUUCUUACAAAUUAAAACAAAGCUUUAGAAAAAAAAUCUCAUGGUCCAAGCACGUGGAUGGGUUUGAAUUUUAAUUGAAUCUGCUGCCCCUCGAUUUGUAUAACGGUCUUAGCUGGGACUGUGCGUAAACCAUGUUCUGUGCUGCAAAACCUUAGAACUCUGUGACCUACAUGCAUGAUCCAAAUCAGGCCAUUGCAUACCUUCUAUUCGGCAUAACUUAUUCUGCAGUUUUAACUAGUUUGCUUAAUUUAGUCACAGGGACCUAUGCAAGACCCUGAAGUUCACCUGCCCCCUACCCCACACCGUCACAAUAACUGGAAAUCUUACUGAGCCUCCUUUCAGGCUUCUGAGAUUUCAAGCGGUCAUCACUCGCUCACUUCCAAACUAUCCUUGCAGCUAUGAGGAGGAGAAACUUAAAUAAUUAAAGCUUUGAUUCUCAGGAAGUGGGAGUUGUGUGCCCGGUAACCAUGUUUUUUGGCUUUUCUGCACUCCUGCAAUGCCUCGACAUACGCACAGUUCUGGCCAUGGCACAGAUGUCCAAGGGUGUAGAUCGUGUGUUUGCGUAUACGUGUGUGUCUGACUGAGAGAGGAGGGCAGGGGAAAUACUUCCAAAGACUAGUCUUCCUGCAGUAUUCUUCAAUCAUGGUGCUGCUCUUUUCUUCUGUACAACCCAGCAAUAUCUUUGAUUACUUUACAGACAUAAGCAUAGCCAGUUUAUUUUUGCUAUGUCCUUUUUAUAAAAAAAGUUCUUUGUGUGAGAAGUAUCACUUUCCAAGGCCACUGCAUUGCCAACGGCUUAAUUAAAUCCACAGAACUGAACGAAUGCAAUUUUUUUUGUACCGUAGCUUUGGUCUAUUGUUUGCCGAGAUCAUUUUUAUUUCAUUUUUUUCCAUGAUCUGCCCAACAAAACUCCUUGUUAACUCUGGUUUUUUUAAUUAUUUAAAGUGUUAUUAGAAGUAUGUGAAAGCGUAUGAGAAGUGAUUGAUUGAUGGGACCAGGCCUUGGAUGGAUGGGACCACAAAUGUUAGGGACCUGUAUCUUGAAGAGCGGAAUGUGCCGAGACUUAAGAAAGUAUUUUUUUAACAAAUAAAAAGGAAAUGUUGUCACCAAAGAAAAAAAAACACAUUUUAUCCAUAGGAGCAAGUGUACUUCAGCUUUGGCAAGCUGUUAGCUAUUCUUCAGGUCCUGUUGCUCUCCCUGGAUCUUCCAAGCAAUGUAAUAUGACAGCAAAAGAACAGACGAAAUAAAAUCAUUUUAAUAAGGCCA
Messenger RNA from Sphaerodactylus townsendi, 3890 nucleotides. RefSeq names its product plastin 3 (gene PLS3). The record is from RefSeq and is a predicted model, not a curated record. Bases 275 to 2188 code for a protein of 637 amino acids. Gene Ontology annotation, cellular component: cytoplasm; actin filament; actin filament bundle. Gene Ontology annotation, biological process: actin filament network formation; actin filament bundle assembly. NCBI's taxonomy places the organism in Eukaryota, Metazoa, Chordata, Lepidosauria, Squamata, Sphaerodactylidae. The transcript is spliced from 18 exons. Gene Ontology annotation, molecular function: actin filament binding; calcium ion binding.